This is a messenger RNA of Andrographis paniculata, 2844 nucleotides long. Its product is annotated as phosphomethylpyrimidine synthase, chloroplastic. Gene Ontology annotation, molecular function: iron-sulfur cluster binding; carbon-carbon lyase activity. Gene Ontology annotation, biological process: thiamine biosynthetic process. Lineage: Eukaryota; Viridiplantae; Streptophyta; Magnoliopsida; Lamiales; Acanthaceae. The transcript has 6 exons. The record is from RefSeq and is a predicted model, not a curated record. Bases 181 to 2127 code for a protein of 648 amino acids.
CUCUCUCAUUCUCACUCUCACUCUCACUCUAAAAGAUAUUUGUUGGCCGACCCUCCUUCACACUUUUUUGCUGACAUGUGUUCUUCGCCACAGCCAUAGCCAUCGCCCCCUUUAUUAAAGAGAGAAAGAAUCAACACACCCAUACCCAUUCCCAUACCCAAAUCUGAUAAGAUUCCAGACAUGGCUUCCUUGCAAACAAGUUUGGCUUCAGCUGUUUGCAACAACAGAAACCAUUCGACUUUGCCGAAAUUUCUGAGCAGCUCUUUCUUUCGGGGGAUUGAUGUGACUGCUCAUGUCUCUACCAUUCAAAGAAAGGGUAUGAUGAUUCCCUCUGCCUUUUCCGGCCCGAAAGCUACUCUCACGUUCGAUCCCCCGGCUGAUAACAAAGAGAGGGUUAAGCAACAGAAGCACACUGCUGAUCCUAGUGCUCCUGAUUUCCUUCCACUUCCUUCCUUUGAAGAAUGCUUCCCCAAAAGCACAAAAGAAUACAUGGAAGUUGUACACGAGCAAUCAGGUCAUCUGCUGAGAGUUCCCUUUCGUCGAAUUCACCUUUCUGGAGACGAGCCUCAUUUUGACGCCUAUGAUACCAGCGGCCCGCAAAACAUCAACCCACUUGUUGGGUUGCCCAAAUUGAGGAAGGAAUGGAUUGAAAAACGAGAAAAAUUGGGUGGACCUAGGUAUACUCAGAUGUACUAUGCUAAACAAGGAAUGAUUACCGAGGAGAUGGCCUUCUGUGCAGCUCGGGAAAAGCUUGACCCCGAGUUUGUGAGGUCCGAGGUUGCUCGUGGUCGUGCAAUCAUACCCUCAAACAAGAGGCACCUAGAGCUGGAACCAAUGAUAGUGGGGCGAAAUUUCCUGGUGAAAGUAAAUGCUAACAUUGGGAACUCCAUUGUCGUGAGCUCAAUUGAGGAAGAAGUCCACAAGGUUCGAUGGGCGACAAUGUGGGGCGCUGACACUGCCAUGGAUCUCUCCACUGGGCAUCACAUCCAUGAGACUCGUGAGUGGAUCCUGCGAAAUUCUGCUGUUCCCAUAGGAACUGUGCCUAUCUAUCAAGCCCUGGAAAAGGUGAAUGGCAUUGCCGAGAACCUUAGUUGGGAAAUUUUCAGGGACACAUUGAUCGAGCAAGCCGAGCAGGGUGUAGAUUACUUCACUAUCCAUGCUGGUGUACUGCUCCGGUACAUCCCAUUAACAGCUAAGCGAAUGACUGGCAUUGUUUCUCGUGGUGGAUCGAUUCAUGCAAAAUGGUGCUUGGCUUAUCACAAAGAGAACUUUGCAUAUGAGCAUUGGGACGAUAUCUUAGAUAUUUGCAACCAGUACGAUGUAUCACUGUCCAUUGGAGAUGGAUUGAGGCCUGGAUCUAUAUAUGAUGCAAAUGAUACAGCUCAGUUUGCCGAACUCUUGACCCAAGGAGAAUUGACCCGUCGAGCUUGGGAAAAAGAUGUGCAGGUGAUGAAUGAAGGGCCAGGUCAUGUUCCGAUGCACAAGAUUCCCGAGAACAUGCAGAAACAGCUGGAGUGGUGCAAUGAAGCUCCUUUCUACACACUCGGACCUUUGACAACUGAUAUCGCCCCAGGAUAUGAUCACAUCACCUCAGCUAUCGGCGCUGCCAACAUUGGGGCACUCGGCACUGCGCUUCUCUGUUACGUGACUCCAAAAGAACAUCUCGGUUUGCCUAACAGAGACGACGUAAAGACCGGCGUAAUAUCAUACAAGAUAGCCGCACAUGCUGCUGAUCUGGCGAAGCGCCACCCCCAUGCACAGGCUUGGGAUGAUGCGCUCAGUAAGGCGCGGUUCGAGUUCCGGUGGAUGGAUCAAUUUGCACUCUCGUUGGACCCAAUGACUGCCAUGUCCUUUCACGAUGAAACUCUGCCAUCUGAUGGUGCUAAAGUAGCCCAUUUCUGCUCCAUGUGCGGUCCAAAGUUCUGUUCGAUGAAGAUAACCGAGGAUGUAAGAAAAUAUGCUGAAGAACACGGUUACGGGACUGCUGAGGAAGCAGUGCAGCAGGGUAUGGAAGCUAUGAGUGCUGAAUUUUUAGCAGCUAAGAAAACCAUCAGCGGGGAACAGCAUGGUGAGGUCGGAGGCGAAAUCUACCUGCCUGAGGAUUAUAUAAAAUCGAGGAACAGCUAAAGGCGUAUCUAUGAGGUGACUUUACGACAUGGCUUGGAACCACCUGCAGUAUGCUACAUUCGAAGCCUCUCCUGCGAGCAAUAGGUGAGUAAGAAAUAAAUAUCUUCCAAUGUGUCGAACUUCUAAUUUAGAGAAACAUGUUUAUGUGGUUGUGGUGGACUUGAAUGGAUCGAUGAAUCAUGAAAACCUUUGUUAUAUAUAUAUAUAUAUAUAUAUUGUAGUGUGGUUUUUUCUCGAGUAAAAUUUUCCUGAAUCCGUUGAUUAAUGAGAAUUUGCACCGGGGGUGUCUGCAUCUGCUCAGCAGCGGAUCGGCAGGCUGAGAAAGUCCCUUUGAACCUGAACAGGAUAAUUCCUGCGUAGGGAGCGUGCAUAUUUGGUUUUUUUUGUUCUUUCUGUGAUUACACAGGAUGCCCGGAGAUCCUUCCUUCUUCCUCGGCACUUUGUCCCAGCUUGCAUGCAUUUGGUGCUCUUUGGCAGCUUCAUUUGUUUGUGUUGGUUAUUAAGGUAAUCUUCACCGGUGAGAAGCUUCUACUUAUUGGCGAAAAGCUAUAAUAAUGUCCAUGAUUAAAGCUAAGAAUCGAUAUUAUCACGAAGCCUUUUUUAAGUUUAAGCUUUGAUCGAGUAGCCGUGCAUAUAGUGUUUUGAAAAUUUUCGAUGAACUUACUUUUAGUUUUGUUUCUAAAUAUAUGUGCACUUGAUCGAUCGAGGUUGGAUCCA